Molecule: messenger RNA, 13264 nt
Organism: Podarcis lilfordi (Lilford's wall lizard)
Lineage: Eukaryota; Metazoa; Chordata; Lepidosauria; Squamata; Lacertidae
Source: the annotation of a GenBank genome assembly
GGAGGUGGUUGGAGCUGUUGAAGGAAGGAACAUCUGUCUGCAGGAAGAAGCUGAGACCAAGAGAAGAUCAGCUGAUGGGAGCACCACGGUAUCCAAAUAGGGGCAGAAUUGGGUGGGGGAUGUUAUUCGUAUGAAACUGCCUUGUACUUAAGAAUGGGUAGACUAGUCGGUUUCUCAUCCAUGUCACUUUCACAUGUGUUUCAUAUGUGUUUAUUCAUAAGUCCAUUCCAUCCCAUUUCUAUGCUGAGGUGUGAAUUUUGACAAGAAAGAAAAUUCGGUAUGAAAAAUUGUAUUCAAAUAUGAGUUUUAAACACAAACUAAGUGUUUAGAUAUAUAUCUUAUUUCGGCACACAUGUUUCUGAAUGUAUUUAUCACAAAGUACACAAGUGUGUGUGUUGUUGUUGUUGUUUAAAAAAUGCAUUUGUAUUUAAUUUGAGCCAAGGACCAUAUCACAAAAUUUGGAAAUGCGAAAAACCCAAAUGAUAAUUACAUUUCGAGCUGCUUAUUUGUUCAGAAGGUGCAAAUUAGGUCGGUCUGCUUAAGAAGGCAGACAGAACAAAAUUCUCUGUCCCUCUUUUCACUGAGUCAGAGAAUUCCCUGCCUUGCCCAGUGCUGCAUCAUCUGACAUGGUCACCCACACUUCAAAAUCUCAGGCAUUGCUUUGCUGCUGCUGGAGAUCCCAGAGGCUUUCUGGGUGCAAAUGCUGUGUUAACUAUGCUCCACAAAACUCCAGCCAGCCUAUCAUACAAAGCAGGAGGAGCAUAAUAAUGAACGCUAUGAGUGCUCCUUAAGUACUCCAUUCGUCUUAAUGUAGCCUUCAUCAACCAGGUCUGUUGCAGGUCGUUUUGGAUUACAAUUCCCAUCAGCCCCAGCCAAGGAGGAUGCCAGGUUUGUGAAGGAUGUCUUUUAGUUACAGUUUAAGCAGUCUACAAACAUAUUUAUGUAUGCUACAACAGCAGCAAGAGUCUUGUUAGCACAAGGAUGGAAGAAUGAGGAAGUCCCGACGAAAAAACAAUGGCAAGAAAAACUGAUGAGCUAUGCAAAGUUGGCAAAGUUGAAAUAUAAACUGUGUGAGAAGGACAAUCGUGAUUUCAAGGAAGAAUAGGAACUAUUUACAAACUAUUUAAAAAGACCACAAAAGGAUUUGGACUCCUUGGCAGGUUUUGAAUAAACACCCACAAAUUCAUUAGUAGAACAUAUGACAGAUAAGGCAAUGAUAUGUACAAUUUUAUAGCAUGCAGAGAAUAAUAUGUAUAAACAAAUCAGAGAGAGGAGCCGAGGGAAGUCUUUGGAGGGUGGGAGUGGGAGGGAAGGGGGAAAUGGGAAAAUGUAAUUGGAUAUAUUGAUUUAUAAAUUGAUUUGCUAAAAGUGAUGAUAAUAAUAAUAAAAAUAUUUAAAAAAACAAAGUCCAUUAUAUAUUUCUGUAGAGAACAAUCCAGGUGGAGAAGCCAGUGAAAAUGAAUAGACAAAAUGAAGAAUGGCAGUAGUCUCCCAUCAGGAGGUAAGUUGUUUCUAAUUUUAUUUUCAGUUCACAGGAAUACAAACCAUAUUUUUAUAUUUGGAGCAAGGCCCAGGAGCCUCCAUUCUGUCUGCUUUCCUUGCUUGCUUCUCUUUAACUGGAGAGAGGAUGUGAGAGACACAGCUACUCCCAGUUUGGGCUUCUUUCUCCAUUUAAGAAUUAGGGAUGGGGAGAAACUCAGCCCAGUUCACAUUUAAAGGUGUACUUAUCUGAUUCUCACUGUCCAGAACAACAUGCAAACUGAAACAGAGCCAUACUCUGAAACUCACACUUCUCCAAAUUUUGCAAGUGUUUGUCCAGCCAAGCAAUGUUUAUUUAAAAACACACACACAUGUAUUAGCAGUAGGUGUGCAUAAAAAUGCAUGCAUUGAUAAAAAUAACAUACAAAAAAACUUUAGCGUAAGGAAAUUCCUUUGCAAAUUUGUAGAUUAGGCAAAUUGCAAUAAAAUAUGUGCAUAUUAAGAGAAAUUCGCACUAAAACACUGGCGAAUUUUCAUUAGAAUGUGUUUUUUUUAAAAAAAAUAAUCACAAUCUAGUCUGGAAAUGUGGAGAACUGAAUUAAGAAUUGGAAAAAAUGAGAAAUUGACAUUUUUGCCCAUCCCCAAUGAGCAAAAAAUCUUACCUGGUCUUCUGCAAGCCCUCUGCUUCCCUUUUCUUUUUCAUCCCUGCCCCCUGUCACACACUGCUUACUAUGGCUUACUACAGGGGUCAGCAGACUUUUUCAGCAGGGGGCACCACGGUCCACUGUCCCUCAGACCUUGUGGGGGGCAGGACUAUAUUUGGGGGGGUGAACAGCCCACCUCCAAGCCUCCUUGCACGUACCGUUCCCGGCACACACUGUUUUUGCCAAAACUUUAUGAUGUUUUCCACAUUCCAUUAGUGCUUAUGCAACACAGUUCGUGAUCAUUUCAAAGGCAUUGCAUCCAUUUUGUGAUGUUCUUCAGCCAUCUUUUCGGCCCAUGCAAACUAUACCAUUUGCUACACCUGCUGGUGCUGUAGUGGCGGCAAUGGUGGCAAGGUGUAUUGAAGGAUCUCGACCAUAACCUGUUGAAGGAGCUCAGCCAUAACCUGUUGAAUAUUGCAGAGCAUACGCAGACUGUCCAGAAGCAGUCGGUUGCUAGCUGGCAGGAUGAAGCAGGAACAAGACGCUGCUAUUAGUAACUUGGUUACUUAUAGGUUUAUUAUUUACAGCAGACUCACAAGUUACUAUAUACAGGAUACUGUUGGAAAACUGGCCCCCUCGGGAGAGGCUGGCCCCUCUCCCAGGCUCCUGGGGCCUGUUUACCGAUGAUCUUCCCUGGCUGGCAUCCCGGCAGUCCAGGGAGAUCUUGAUAGGCGACACCUCCCUGAUGAAAGGUGCACACCCCCUUCCCUCUUGCAUAUCAGCAGGAGAAAGAAGAUAGUCAGAAAGUCUGCUACAUCUCUACAGUUUAUUUCUGACUGUACAACUGUACAAAAACAUGUCCGUUCACUCAGACUUCUCCAAGCAACUGACUCAGACUUCCUUCACACAAGCAACAGGAAGGUCUCAUGUUACACAAAGAACAGAUCUCUGAGAAAUCCCUGGAGCUUCCUGUCCCAUGGUUAGCUCCAUCAUGUGAUGUAAACAUCCAGCUGCUUGUUCGCAGCUGCGUAGUAGUCAUAUCCCAACAGAUACAGACAUGGAUCAUAACUCUUUCUGAACAAACUCCAACUAACCCUCAGAACAACAUUGACCAACCAGCCACUAACCAACAGGAAGGUCAUGUGUCAUCAUGCCUAUGUGAGUGGCCUCGUCCAAUAGCAGAGUUGUAUCCAAGGUCCCAUAUCUCUAGGCAGAAUAACUCCCUCUGCUCAGUCUUCUUGGUCUUCGGCCAACUCCUUAAUUGCUUUUGUGGGAAGCUGCAUCAGAUAGCACAUAGGCAAAAAUCCCAACAGGGUCUCCUUGGAAGACAGAGGGAAGAUUUGUGACAAGCCCAUAGUUAUCAAGUUAUCAAGCUUUCAGUCCAGUGUAGGUUUAUUGAGCAGCAGCUUUCAAAGCUUUUGUGGUUUAGGUGCUGCUGGCUAAAGCCAGAAUAUAUGAACAAGCUUAUCCACUGGGAUGAUGCCAGGAUGCUUUCUAUGGGUGGUCCAAGGACAAUUUUUGUUCCUUUUUUUCCUUCCAGAGACACUGCCUAAUGAGGAGGAAUCUUACUAUGGUGAAUGGGCUGUUGGGUUCCUGUGUGUCCUCAUGCUUUCUAUCUCAACUGUGCUGCUUGUUCUGUGUAAGUUCCUACUCUUAUAGCAAAGAAUAUGAAGAACCCUUUCAAAAAGAGGGGAGGCACAACCCUACCUCCAUUAAGUCCUUGUACUCCCCAUUGAUUUGAUUCAAUCUAUGUGGAAACCCCCCACCAGCUAAGCUCUGCACAAAGAGGUAGCUGACUGCCACAUUCCACUUGCGCUCCAGUGCACUGUCUCUUUUCGUAUGUCAACGCCUGUUCCAGGACUGAGCAAUGGCAUUAGAAAUUGAGUCCUUGUGACCAUUGCAGAGGGAGGCAGGUGUGUGCUAUGCUCAGAAUGACCAUCUCACUAGGUUGUGUCUAAACAGUACUCCUUUUCUACCUUCCUUGGUAUUAGAUUAUUUGGAAUCACAAGAAGUAGCAGUAAAGAUCAAUGCUAUGCAGAGGAUUCGGGAAUUCAUGGUCAGUCGAAAUCAGUCCUUUGAACACAUGAACGGUAAGUAAUGAGUUGCAGUGUUGAUGCUCAAGUCCUUUCCCUCUCUCCCACGCUGGGUCAUCAUCCCACACCUGAAGCAGGGCUUAUAGUCAUGUAAAGAGGGGUUUUUUAUUGCCCACCUGUCUUCCAAUGCCUCUCCUCUGAGAAUACCCUUCUAUUCCAUUCACAAUAUUCAGCAGUUGUGUAACCCCAUAUGGAACGCAAGAUUCCCCCUUCAGUUUUGGAGGGCAGUUAGGAGCAGGCCAUUUUCCUCACUUGCUCCAGAGGCAGGACUAUCAAAUGACUUUGGGCUCAGUACCUUUAAAUGCCAGUCUAUAGUUAGAGGCCAAUUCGUUCCAUUUCCUCUGCAAAACCCUCCCACUAACCUAUAUAUACAAACAAACAAACAACAGAAAUGUAAAUGGCAGCCAAACUCUGCAUUGCCAGCCAAAGACGGCAAGGGUUAACACCAGACUUUCCAAGGUCCUACAACUCCACCCAUACCAAGACAUAAUGUAACUUGUGAAGCUCUGUCUGUUGUUUGAAUUGGACAGCUCCCCAGGGUGGGUGUACAGUCAUAACUCGGGUUACAGACACUUCAGGUUGCGUGUUUUUGGGUUGCGCACUGCGCUAAACCUGGAAGUACUGGAAUGGGUUACUUCCGGGUUUUGGCGCUCGCACAUACACAGAAGCGCUAAAUCGUGCUUUGUACACGCACAGAAGUGCCGAAUUGCAACACCCGUGCAUGCACAGAUGUGGCGCUGCGGGUUGCGAACGUGCCUCCUGCAUGGAUCACGUUCACAACCCGCGCAUCCACUGUACAGUGUCCUGCUUUGCCAUUUUUUUAAAGAUGCUGUUCCUAUAUUACUCCAAGCCGGGAAGACUGGGUUUCCCAUGGAUGUUAAUUCUCUUCAGUAGAUGAAUCACCCAAGAAUUGUCUCCUUGCCACAGUACAAGAGGUUAGGGUUAGGGUUGACUUCAGGAGCCAAUUAUUAGGAUAGAUUAAGGUCGGGGGGUGACCUUCUGUCUAAUCUUCUUCAGGCAGGGGUUAUUUAUAUGCCCACUUAUUUGUGUUUAUGGGAACAGAAGGUAAUGGUUUCUUGAACUGCAAGAAAUAUUCCAUAAUGCCUUUUUUCAUUCAGCUGCAUUGUGUCCUGAAACCAGGGGAGAGUUCUCCUACUGGCUUGGACCAAGCCCAAAGUCAUUUGCAUAGCCCUGCUUCUGAGGCAAGUGGGAGGAGCAAGCCAUUCCUGGGUAACUUCCAUCUAUUGAAGAGAAAGGAAGUUCGCAGUAAGUCCAACAUACCUUUUUGCCAAAGAAUCUGAUAAAGUUUAGUCCUGAGGAAUUGCAGCAGAAGUUCACUAGCUGAUUCCCCUUUCUUUGGUCCAUUUUGUUUGAACUCAUCAAAACAUCUCACACAGAGUAUUGCAAUGUGCCCUAUGUGAGGCUGCCCUUGGAAGAAACAGGUCCAAAAUGUAGUGGCCAGGUUACUGGGUAGGGAUCCUCUUAGAUCUUAUAUAGCCCAUUUUUAAUUAUUGCUGGCUUUUAAAAAGGGGGCAUGGAGGGAAGUGUGUGUUUGUAUAAGGAAGGGCUAGAAUUUCUACUGGAGAUAAUGGACGCAGGUAUAGCAAGAGAAGAUCAGAAAAUAUUCCUCUAUGCCACAGGAGCGGCAAGGAUCCUAAUUGCUAAAAACUGGAAAAAAUAAAUUGUGCCAACAAAAAUGGAAUGGCAAGACAAACUGUUAGAGUAUAUUGAACUGGCUAGAUUAACAGAGGCAAUUAGAGAUUACACUAGACAAGAGUUUCAAAAAGCAUGGGGGAAAUGUAGAGAAAACUUCACAAAAUAGUGCCCUAAAAUUCAUACCUGGACUUGUUUUGAUUAAUGUCUGCAGGAGACUUUGUGGAUAUUUAAGUUAUAAUUAGAAAAAUCUUAAUAAUUAUUCAUAAAGGAAACAGAAGUAAAUAAGGAGGCCAGGUACAGGAUAAAGGAAGUUUUUUAUUUGGUUGUUUGUAUUGUUGUAUAUUAUGCUUGUUGUUUGUUAUGUUCGUGUCUGAUGGGGAUGGAUUUCUGUGUUGGGGGGGUUGUGUUAUGUUGUAAAUAAAAUUUCUGAUAAAAAAAUAUUUUUUAAAAAUAGAAUUGCUAAUAAGAAGAUUAAAAUUUGGAUUUGAUAAUAAUAAACAGUUUAAACUUCAAUUCAGUGAUGCAUUUAUUUAUACUUUUUCUCUCUUACUUGGGAGGAAAUCCCAUUGCAUCUGGAAGAUCUAUAGCAGGGGUUGUCAACCUGGUCCCUCCUGCCCACUAGUGGGCGUUUCAGGAUUCUAGGUGGGUGGUAGGGGGUUCUAUGGCACAAGCUGAAUCCUCCUUCCAUCGAGGACUGGUGGGCGGUAAGGAAAUUUUACCAUCAAGAAAGAUGCAUUAGUGGGUGGUAGGUAUAAAAAGGUUGACUACUCCUGAGCUAUAGCUGUAGUCACUGCAAGGUGGUCUCUAGGGUUUGGGGGCAGAGUUGGAGGGAUGGGAGCUUCACCAAAUAGAGUUGUGGGUGGGGGACCAGGGAUAGAUGUAACUAAUGUGUAUGUGCCCAGAAUGUGUGUGUGCACAGAAUCAUUGCACCCUUUGCAGGAUCAUGUCCAUAAGAGCCAUUCCCCCCACACUAUCUUGGGGGUUGAGACAAAGGGACACUCAUAUAAUGGCAUAGACUAACCAGGAUCCCUCCCUCUUGGUGAUCCCUGCUGCAGAGAAUCAGGACUGCUCCCAUCAGCAGUUUGAUGUAUCACAGUAUUUUAAUAUUCUUUUGGAAGCCGCCCAGAGUGGCUGGGGAAACCCAGCCAGAUGGGCGGGGUAUAAAUAAUAAAUUAUUAUUAUUAUUAUUAUUAUUAUUAUUAUUAACCCUGGGAUCUGCUUCUUGUCUUAUGCCAGAGCGCAACAGAAUGUAACGCAAUUACCGUAAUUUUCUGAUCCUAAGGUGAUAUUAUUUCUGUAGAAAUAAUUGGCUAAAACUGUGUGUCUUCUUAUACAUGGAAAGCUGAGGGGUGAUGGGCGAUUUGGCGUGUAUUUGGUUGCUGCGGCAAGGCCUGCUGAUGAUUGGCUGUGUCUGCGGCAAUUGGGCAUUUGAUUUGUGGCGUGCGUGCCAUUUGCUGUGGUUUCGUUGAGUGUGCAGGUGGGCAUCCCGCCCCCCAAAAAACUUAACAUCUCUGGGCAGUUUCCCCCUCCAAAAUUUUAUUUUUUGUCCCCAAAAAUAUGGGUCGUCUUAUACAUGGGGGCGUGUUAUACACGGAAAAAUACAGUACUUUACACGUGUGUGUGUGUGUGUGUUUGAGAUCUCCCUGACUUGAUCCACUACAACUCUUUAGAUUCGGCAAUACUCAAUGAAGCUCAGAAGUUACUGCAGGAAGUGGUCAAGAUAGAUUCUAAAAUUUUUGAAUUACAGCUAUCAAUUGGUAAGUUACUCUAUGCGACUGUGAUGCAAACAAAUCAGAGCACAAGGAGAACCUUGCCCAGCUGAAUUUGUACCUCCUGAAAGUCCCACAGCCUCUGAACAUGGUGGUGGUCCCUUUUUGCAUCUGGCCACUCUUGAGCCUCAACCAUGUGCCUUCCCACAUAGUCCAAAGCACGUGGAGCAAAAUUCCCAUCAGCCUCAGCCAGCACAGGAGCUUACCAGGCUGGGGAAAGGUGCCCUAUUAAAUAAAUAAUUAAAUUUUAUUUAUAUCCCACCCUCCCUAGCCAAAGCCGGGCUCAGAGCAGCUAACAUCAUACAAGUAAGACAAUGCAUAAAAACAAGCAAUCAAUAAAUUGAGAUACAUCCCACGAUUAAUUCAAACAAACUGGACAAGUGGCAAUCUUCAGUUUAAAAUUGAAGGUGGUUACCAACUGUUUCCGCUAAUAUUAUGAGUACCUGUGAGCGGGCUGGGAACCUCCUUCGUGCUUGUUCUUAUACAAGGAGAAAAUGAGUCAGACUGAACCCUGGCCAAAGGCCUGGCGGAACAGCUCCGUCUUGCAGGCCCUGCGAAAAGAUGUCAAAUCUCACAGGGCCCUAGUCUCUUGUGACAGAGCGUUCCACCAGGCCAGGGCCACGGCCAAAAAGGCCCUGGCUCUGAUCAAGGCCAGUCUGAUCUCUCUGGGGCCCAGAAUCUUUAGGAUGUUGUUAUUUGCAGACCGUAAGGUCCUCCACGGGGCAUACCAGGAGAGGCGGACCCGUAGGUACGAGGGUCCUAGGCUGUAUAGGGCUUUAAAGGUUAAAACCAGCACCUUAAACUUGAUCCGGUACUCCACCGGGAGCCAGUGCAGCUGGUAUAGCACUGGGUGAAUGUGAUCCCGUGGCGAGGGCCCCGUAAGGAGUCUCGCCAUGGCAUUCUGCACCCACUGGAGUUUCUGGGUCAUUUUCAAUGGCAGCCCCACGUAGAAUGAGUUACAACAAUAAAGCCUGGAGGUGACCGUCGCAUGGAUCACAGUGGCAGGGUCGGGGCGAGAGAGGUAAGGGACCAACUGCUUAGCUUGGCGGAGAUGAAAAAAUGCCACCUUUGUAAUAGCUGUAACCUGCGCCUCCCUAGAAAGGGUGGCGUCAAAGACUACAUCCAAACUCCUGAGGGAAGGCGCCAGCACUAAUUGCGCCCCCACAAGGGAUGGGAUUUGGCCCCCCAACCCCAUAUCAUCUCGACUCAGCCAAAGGACCUCUGUCUUUGAAGGAUUUAACUUCAACCGGCUCCCAUGUAAACAUCCAGCCAUAGCUUCCAAACUAAAAAGUUGCGCCGGACAAGAGCUAGUGGAUGCAAUGGAGGCUGAGAAGUAAGACUUCUUUGCAGCCUUCAUUGCCAUCUCAUAGGUUUUCAUAAACGCCCUAUAAGAUGUUCUUGUGGCUCCGUCGCAGGCACCCUGCCAUACUCGCUCUAGCCGUCUGAGGUCCCGCUUCAUUUUCCAGAGCUCCUCGGUAAACCGGGGAGCCCAGUUUCUGCGGGGUCGCAGAGGAUGCCUAGGUGCGAUCUCAUCGAUGGCUGCCAAGCUCGGUCAAUGAGUCGCCAGGGGGAGCAGGGUCCUGCAAGCCCUGACAGAAUCCAUCAGGGUCCAUCAGCCUCCACGGGUAAGCCCAAAUAGGCUCGCCACCUAAGGAGGGUGGGGGCAGGAAGUCAAUCCCGGCCUUCGGUGCACAGUGAUCAGACCAUGGCACCUCCAUCAAGGGGAACAUGAUCACAUCUACACCUGCACCAAAGAUCAAAUCCAGCGUGAGGCCUGCUUGAUGUAUGGGGCCCGAAACAAACUGGGAGAGCCCUAGAACCUCAAGCUGGUUGUGAGAUUCAAAGAUGAUAAUGUUGCUCCUCUUCCUCACCAGCUCUAGCAACUGAUUUGCAUUGCCAGGAUAGGAGCCAACUUCCGGGGGCUAAGGUCCCUUUGCCCCUCCCAACUGUGUCUGUUACAGUGUUUCCUAAUUAGAUGUAAACAAUAAAUCUAUAAUGUUUUGCCCACGUUUGAUUCCCUGUUUUGAGACAUCGCAAAUGUUCUUGGGAAUGUACUGGAAUGUUGCAGGGUUGGAUUACGUCAAAACUCUGUCUUGUAUCAUAUUGGCACUUAAUGAAAUACAUGUACUUCUGAGAUGCAUAUUAAAAUCUGCAGAGAUCUAAAAGCUGGUUCCUAAUGUCCACCCUUCUUGUUCUCGGUGGGUUCCUUGUAUGAUCCGGCCACGUUGGCUCAAAGACGCCUUCAUUGAAAGGAUAUCCACUGGGUGGAAGCAACAUGAUGGCCACCUCUAUUACCUCGACGCUUAUGAAACGGCAUUUUUUUAUGCCCGAAGGGCAUGCAAAAACAGAAAUGCUACUUUGACUCCCAUCACAACUGCUAGCGAGGAGGUAAGCCUAACAAUGGGAUGCUAGAAGCAAAUGCAUUCACAUCACAAUGAUUUUACAACCUGACCCUUGAGUGAAGUGGGGGCCCCAAAGCACCCUUCUAUGUCGCUGAGGAGGACCAUAGAGGGGGGACCAACUGGAUGGUACUAUUUGACAGAAACCAAUAAUAAUAAUAAUAAUAAUAAUAAUAAUAAUAAUUUAUUAUUUAUACCCCGCCCAUCUGGCUGGGCUUCCCCAGCCACUCUGGGUGGCUUCCAAAAGAAUAUUAAAAUACUGUGAUACAUCAAACAUUAAAAGCUUCCCUAAACAGGGCUGCCUUCAGAUGUCUUCUAAAAGUCUGGUAGUUGUUGUUCUCUUUGACAUCUGGUGGGAGGGCGUUCCACAGGGAGGGCGCCACUACCGAGAAGGCCCUCUGCCUGGUUCCCUGUAACUUGGCUUCGCAGUGAGGGAACCGCCAGAAGGCCCUCGGUGCUGGACCUCAGUGUCCGGGUAGAACGAUGGGGGUGGAGACACUCCUUCAGGUAUACUGGACCGAGGCCAUUUAGUAGCUCCUCUGCUGGGUUAUAUUCGCACUUAUGUUUUGUGCUUCUGAGUGCUUUUAUGAUGCCUUAGCAUGGUGGUGCUUUACUUGGAAGCCACCUUGUUUUGUUAUGUUUUGUUUUGUUUUGAUCUUUCAUAUUUGAUUUUACAGAUAUAAAUUUAUAACAAAACCAAAUACAUAUCCAUAUAGAGAUUUCUCUGAAUCUCGAGACUUCCCCCAUCCCCUCCAUGGGUCCUAUUGUCAACAGUUUCAACUGCAUAUUAUUUCCUAGUCUAUAUUUUAUAUCUAUCCAUAUUGUCCAUAGUAUUUGUUACACUACAAGCAAGAUUAAAAUCCUGCUAAUGUUUUCAUCUGCUUGCAGAUUUAUUCUCCUAAAUAAAUUCUAAAUUUUUCCCAUUCUUUCUUGAAGUUUUUCUCUUCUUAGUUCCUGAGCUUUCCGGUCAGUUUUGCCAUUUCAGCGUAGUCUUGGUUUGCUAUUCUUCUCUGAUAGAGACUCUUUCUUCUUUCCAUCUCUGGGCCAGUAGCAUCCGUGCUGCUGUUGUCGCAUACAUGAAGAGUCUUUUCUGUUCCUUUGGGAUGUUGGUACCUACAAUUCCUAAUAAGAAGGCUUCUGGGUUGUUGUUUUUUUCCAAAAGUUAUUUUAAACUUUUUUUCCAAUUCAUUGUAUAUCAUUUCCCAGAAAGCCUUUAUUGCCUUACUUCAGGCAUGUCCAACAGGUAGAUCAUGAUCACUGGAUGUCUGCAGUAGAUCACUGGUAGAUCAUUGGCUCCCCCCCAAAGAAGUUGAACGACUGUGGCUCCCCUAUAAAAAGCUCAACCUCCUCCGUGAAAAACCCAACAACUUAGACCUGAACCCCAAAAAGGGGGGUAGAUUACUGCCAGUACUUAACUCUGUGAGUAGAUUGCAGUCUCUUGGGAGUUGGCCAGCCCUGCCUUACUUGAAAACCACCUUGCAUGUGAAGAUGCACCACUCAAGCCACACAGCCCCUUCCCUGCAACCUGAAGUGGUACAAUCUGGGAAAUGCUCCCUGUCACACGUCAACAUGGAUGGUUGGUUUCUCAGAAAGAUGCUGAAGUAGAAUAACCAAUGUGGUCUUCUGUCCCAGCAAAUCCACUCCACUUCCCUGUGGGGAGGAGUUGCGGUGGACCGCACAGCCACCCACUCUCCUCCGGGGGCGGGGGAUGAAGUCCCACAUUGCCCGGGGGAUCCUGGUCACGUCAUCGACCAGCUGGCCAAUCCGGCAGCUGGUGGGGGUGUGGCCAGGAACAUUUAAAAUCAGGCACGAGCCAGAGGGCUUCCUCUUGGCUCGCUUCUUCAAACUCCCUCCCUCCCUAUUUUACAGGUUUUUCUUCAAUGGCCUUGCUAUGGUCCUAGGUUGGUCACCGUUGAAUGGCUGUGUUUUGGUUGAUGUGUUGUAUCAGAAACUGCGAAUCAGAGUGAUUUGCCUUUAAAUGUGAACUCAGUUGAAUUUUCCCCUUACCCCUUAUUCCAGGUGAAGACACUCUAUUUCUGUCUUGCAGACCUUUGUGGAAUCACUGUCCAAGGCAUCCAAACAAAGUGUAUGGAUUGGACUCUUAAAAGAUGGCAAAAGCUGGAAGUGGAUUGAUGGUAAGACGCCAUUCAGAACCAGGUGGGUCCAUGAGAAAGCUUCUCUGCAGCCUUUUAUGGUAUAGACUUUCUCAAAAAUAAUGUUACUAAGAGCUCUUCCAGGUUGUCACUAUUUUCGGGUGGCAUUCAAUUGACAAAUUCAGGUUGUACAAUUCAACCUGUUUCUCCUCGAAAUGGACUUCUGGGAUAAGGAAAGUGUUUGAUAACGCUUGCUUGUGGUAACAUAGAAUCAUAGAAUUGUAGAGUUGGAAGGGACCCUGAGGGUCAUCUAGUCCAACCCCCUAACAUCCCUGACAGAUGGCCACCCAGCCUCUGCUUAACACUUCCAAGGAAGUUGACAAUCUCCCAAGGGAGACCGUUCCACUGUUGAACCGCUCUUACUUCCAGAAAGCUCUUCCUGACAUUGAGCUGCAAUCUCUUGUAAUUUGAAUCCAUUGGUUCAAAUUCAAAUUCUCAAACCAUCUACUUAAUGUGAGAAGUCUGCUUCUACUUUAGUGCUAAAAGUCUGCACACUGCACAGAGCUUUUUUUUUCCAUAGCAGAAGUAGAGCUCCAUUCUGGAUUGAUUUGUAUUGCCUCUUCUUUUCAGCUUUUGGGAGUCAGGUCAGCCAAACCCGUGGAGUCCCUUAAGGGAAGAUUGUGUUGAAAUUCCAAUGAAUUGUGCAACCCCAGGAAACUGCUGGAACAGUGUUAGCUGCGAUGAGAGAAAAGCUGCAGUUUGCAGGGUGAGUCCAGAUGAAAGGUGGAUGACGUAAGUCUUAAGUGCUGGUCUCCCUGAUCUACAGGCAAAAGGAAAAAAAUGGACAGGGUGCCAUUUCACUGCAAAAGUCAGCUUACCACCUUAUGAAAACGGUGCGUGAAAAAACUCCACUCCUAGUUAAUCCUGCUUCCUCAAGGCCGGAAAAAUAGAACUUAUUUUGAAUCCCACAAAGAUGGACACCAAAAAAUAAUGCAUGAAUAAUGCAUGAAUAUCCCACUCUCCAUGGCAACAAAUCAGUGCAGAGUGAGUAUUCAUGAACAUUCCCCUUCCCUGGAUUUUGACUCUUCCUUCAGAGCUGGCGAAUCCAUGCAUUAAAAGUCGUGAAAAAGC